Molecule: messenger RNA, 1069 nt
Organism: Leptinotarsa decemlineata (Colorado potato beetle)
Lineage: Eukaryota; Metazoa; Arthropoda; Insecta; Coleoptera; Chrysomelidae
Product: carboxylic ester hydrolase
Source: RefSeq, a predicted model, not a curated record
AUGUUAGUUACUAGUGACAUCAGAGAUAACAUCAAGUACUUCGGCGGAAAUCCAGAAUCCGUAACGAUUACAGGACUUUCUGCGGGAGGGGCAAGUGUUCAUCUCCAUUAUCUGUCUCCGCUAUCAAAGGAUCUAUUCCACAGGGGCUUCUCGCAGAGCAGGACCUCCCUCGUACCGUACGGCCUGAAGGAAUACCCCCUAAAGAAGGCUGAAGUGGUCGGAAAACAUCUCCAGUGCCCAAUAAACUCCACCAGAAGCAUGGUCGAUUGUCUUCGAAAUGUGGACGGAAAAGAACUGAUGGAAGCAAUGAAACAAGUGUUGGUGUUUGUGGAAGCAAUGCCCAUCACCCCCUUCGGUCCAGUAAUAGAAAAGGGUCCGGAAGAAGGAGGAUUUUUAGCACAUCAUCCGUACAAGUUAUUGAAAGAAGGCAAGACUACCAAUGAUCCUUGGGUGACGUCGAACGUCAGGGAUGAAGGGAUUUACCCAACAGCGUUUUUUGUGGCGACGGACAAGUUAGCCGAGAUGGAUUCAAGAUGGGACGAAUUAUUGCCUUUCAUGUUGGAUAUCCAAGACACAGUUGAUGGGGAACUCAAAAAAGACGUAGUCACGAAAGUACGAAAACUUUACUUGGACGAUGAACCAGUUUCAGAAGAUAACGAGUACGCUAUAGUCCGGAUGUUCAGUGACCGGCAUUUCUUCAUAGAUGGAGAGAAAGCGGCCAGACUUCACGCAAACGUGUCCAACUCUUCGGUUUAUUAUUAUUUCUUCACCUACGUUUUGCAACAACCAUUCAUAGUUCCAGGAUUCAGGAAAGGAGUGAGCCAUUGUGACGACGGAAGACUACUCUUCAAAAUGUUCGGCACCCCAAAGAGACUUGAAGCUGAAGACGAAAAAAUGGUACAAUUAUUCACCGAAUUCAUAACCAGCUACGCGAAGACAAAUAAACCUCGUUUUGGUGAUAAAAUAGGAGCUAAAGACCUAUGGGAUAGUUUCCUAAUCAAGGAGAAUGAUAAAAUAACAAACUUGUUGUAGUCAUAGUAAUUGAGAACAUAUAAGUAUUGAAUACGAU